AUGAGACUCUGCUUGCAUCUCCUCGUUUACGCAUUCUUUCUAGCUGUCCUCGCCCUUGCUACGGGUGAUGGCUUGACCACUCAAGUUACCUGGGACCCUUACAGUCUCUUGGUCAAUGGAGAGCGGUUGUUCUUGUUCUCCGGCGAGUUUGCCUAUGAACGCAUGCCCGUGCCGGAAAUGUGGUCCGAUAUCUUCCAAAAGUUCAGGGCAAAUGGGUUCAAUGCAGUCAGCUUGUACUUCUUCUGGUCGUAUCACUCUGCUUCUCGCGACAUCUUUGACUUCACGUCUGGAGGCAAAGACAUCCAGAAAGUUAUAGAUGCUGCUGCAGAGGCUGGUCUCUAUAUCAUUGCCCGCCCGGGACCUUAUGCAAACGCCGAGACAAACGCAGGUGGUUUGGCACUAUGGACAAGCGAUGGUUCCGCAGGUGAUUACCGGACGUCAGAUCAAGCUUACUAUGAAGCCUGGGAACCAUGGAUGAGGGAGGUCAACAAGAUUCUCGUCAAGAACCAAAUAACCGAAGGCGGCCCUAUCAUCCUCUACCAGAUCGAGAACGAGCUACAAGAGACUGUACACAAGGCUGAUAACACACUCGUGACCUACAUGGAGCAGCUCAAAAAGAGUGUGAGAGAUUCCGGAAUAGUGGUUCCUCUAACGCAUAAUGAGAAAGGUCAAAGAUCACAAAGUUGGUCGACCGACUACCAGGAUGUAGGAGGUUCUGUCAAUAUAUACGGUCUAGAUUCAUACCCAGGCGGUCUGAGUUGCACCAACAUCAAUACUGGAUUCAACCUCGUUCGAAACUAUUACCAAUGGUUCCAGAACUACUCGUACACCCAGCCCGAGUUCUGGCCUGAAUUCGAAGCUGGCUGGUUCCAACCGUGGGCGGGCAACUUCUACGAUGACUGUUUGGCAGGCAUGUCCAAUUCUUGGGGUGGGAAAUUCUCUGCUGAACACGAUCCUGCCUUCGCCGAUGUCUAUUACAAGAACAACAUAGGCCAAAGAGGGACACUGAUGUCGCUCUACAUGGCAAUGGGAGCAACAAACUGGGGCAACCUCGCAGCUCCUGUCGUCUAUACGAGCUACGACUACUCUGCGCCCAUGCGUGAAACUCGUGAGCUUCAACUCAAGAUGUCACAGACCAAACUGAUUGCACUGUUUACAAGAGUUUCACAAGAUCUUCUCUACACCAACAUGGAGAGUAAUGGUACUGGGAAUGCUGUAUCAACUCAAGACAUCUGGACCUGGGUUCUGAGAAACCCCAACACAACUGCAGGGUUCUACGUGACGCAACACUCGAAAUCGAGCUCAAGAGCUGUUACGGACUUUUCUAUAAGCCUCAAAACAUCCUUGGGAUCAAUUACAGUCCCGAGUGUCCAGCUCAACGGUCGCCAGAGCAAGAUUGUAGUCUCGGACUACCACUUUGGGGAACACACUCUGUUGUAUUCUUCUGUCGACGUGCUGACAUACGGCUUGUUUGACCGGCAAUCAGUCCUUGUGCUCUAUCUUGAGGUGGGCCAGAUUGGUGAAUAUGCUUUCCCUGGAAACGUUUCCAUAAAGUCAUUCGGCAACAUGAACGUCACAGCAUCUCAUGUCAAAGUCAACGGAACUGCGUCUUACACCAAGUUUGUGUACAAGCAAUCAGCCAGUAAGACGAUUGUCCAGCUGUCUAACGGUGUCUUGCUGUAUCUCUUGGAUGUGUCGACAGCCUGGUCAUUCUGGGCACCACCCACUACCUUGGACCCUAAUGUCGCUGCAGAUAAACAGAUCUUCGCGAUAGGUCCUUAUCUCGUUCGCAACGCCAGUGUUAGUGGCAAAGCUGUCUCUGUCAAUGGCGACAAUACCAACUCAACGACACUUGAAGUCUACGUGGGUAAUGAAAGUGUUGAUACUAUCACAUGGAACGGUCGAAUUCUGGCUACGAAGAAGACGGCAUAUGGCGCUCUCACAGCUGAUCUUACGAGUGUCCUCGACCGUAAGAUAACCAUUCCUUCUCUUACCAGGUGGCAAGUGGCCGAUUGUCUGCCCGAAGUCGCCAGGAGUUACGACGAUUCAGCUUGGACUGUAUGCAACAAAACAACCACACAAGCUCCAGUCAAGCCACUGUCCGUGCCCGUUCUUUACAGUUCAGACUAUGGAUACUAUUCUGGCAUCAAAAUCUACCGUGGCUACUUUGACGGCAAGUCAGUCACAUCAGCCAAUCUGACAGCACAGGGUGGCUCAGCCGCAGGGUGGAGUGCCUGGCUGAACGGCAAACUUGUCGGUGGCCAUUCCGGAAACGCUUCUCUAUUGUCAACAUCAUAUGUACUCGACUUCACAGGAGUAACACUCUAUGACAAGGACAACGUGCUGACAGUGGUCACCGAUUACACUGGUCACGAUCAGACUUCUACGGGCAAAGGCGCUGCAAACCCUCGAGGUCUUUUGGGCGCGGCCCUGAAGAGUUCUGGUAACACCACUGCCAGCUUCAAGAAGUGGCUCAUUCAGGGCAAUGCUGGGGGAUCCGCCAACAUCGAUCCUGUCCGUGGACCUCUCAACGAAGGUGGACUGUAUGGAGAGCGUCUCGGAUGGCACCUCCCUGGCUUCUCUCCCUCAGGUAACGAAUGGUCAGCCGGUUCUCCUGCUGGAGGGCUCAACUCCAGCGGCAUCAAGUGGUAUUUGACGACAUUCGAGCUUGACAUUGAUUCAGAUCUCGAUGUCCCCAUUGGUCUUGAACUUUCCGCACCCCCAGGAACUGUCGCCAGUGUCCAGAUAUACCUGAAUGGUUAUCAAUAUGGAAAGUACAUUCCUCAUAUCGGUCCACAAACACGAUUCCCCUUUCCACCUGGCGUCAUCAACAACCAAGGCAACAACACACUUGCAUUGAGUGUCUGGGCCGAGACGGAUGCAGGUGCAAAGCUCGAUGAUGUUACACUGUUUGCCUAUAAUACCUACGAGACUUCGUUCAAUUUUGCCCGGGAUUGGAGUUAUUUGCAACCUGGGUGGACAAGCGAAAGACUACGAUAUGCUUAG
Aureobasidium namibiae CBS 147.97 is the source of this 3006-nucleotide messenger RNA. RefSeq names its product glycoside hydrolase family 35 protein. Gene Ontology annotation, biological process: carbohydrate metabolic process. The record is from RefSeq and is a predicted model, not a curated record. Gene Ontology annotation, molecular function: beta-galactosidase activity. Gene Ontology annotation, cellular component: vacuole. Lineage: Eukaryota; Fungi; Ascomycota; Dothideomycetes; Dothideales; Saccotheciaceae. The transcript has 6 exons. The coding region runs from base 1 to 3006 and encodes 1001 amino acids.